Messenger RNA from Zootermopsis nevadensis, 2247 nucleotides. NCBI's taxonomy places the organism in Eukaryota, Metazoa, Arthropoda, Insecta, Blattodea, Termopsidae. The record is from RefSeq and is a predicted model, not a curated record.
UCAUGAUCAGUUGCUUUGAAAUAACAGAUCUUUGCCUCCAGUAAGUUAACAUAAGUCUACAAAAUUCAUAUAACGACUACGUCUUGUCACACAAAGGAGUUACGUCACAGGACGGCUCUACCGCUGGGUUGUGAUUCAGUCGGCCUUCUGCAGAUGACUCUGUGAGUCUUAUCAGAAAUAAACCACAAACACUCAUGUUUCUUCCAAAGGUCACUGUAUAACAGCACCAUAUGUGAAGCAAAUCGAGCUAUGUGAACAGUUUAGUGUAGUUUACAUUGUCUACAAUAUAAUAUAAUAUAUAGUAUAAGAUACUACUGGCCGAUCAAAAUAUUAAGUUAACCGGAACUUCCUAACACAACUACACUUACAAUAUUAACUUUAUGCAAUGGAGUAGUUUUUGAGCAGGUAGUGGUCUCUCAGAUACUAAAAAUUUUCGGUGCAUUUUACGUAAAACAAAGGUUCAUUACAGUUUACACAAGAGGUCGCCACUGGACCCUACCCCUCGCCAGAUAAAUCUGUUCCACAUUUGCUCACUAAUUUUGAUUAUUUGUGAUAUUACACUACUCCAAUUUACGUUUUCAUCAUGGCCUCCUUCUUUCACGUUUCCCUAUCAAAAUUCUGUGUGAAUUACACAUCUCUUCUAGGUCUACUACGUGCUGUGUGUAUUCUUGGUUUAAUCGUCGUAAUAGAAUUUUUUAAGAAUUAAAAUUAAGAAUAAUUUGGUUACAUGACUUUAGCAGAAAUAGAAUUUAUUGGUGCUGAUAAACUAUGAAUCAUAUUAUUAUUCUCUUGUCAGCUUUCCAUUCUAGAUGAAUCAGACAUUCUUACACCAGUGAAUGAUAAGGGACUUUGCCCCCCUAGUGUCAUCUCUCAGUUCGUCAUCGACAGCAGAACUUCGAUUUAUUUUAUUAUAACUCCUUCCUUAUUCUUUAUUUAGUGAUUAUAUCAUUGCCUGUGGAUUGGUUUAAAGUAAAUUCUACCCUACAACACGUCGUGAUUACUUAGUAUAAAUAUCCAAAGUUGCAGUAAGAAUGUUCACUUUUACUAAAACAGCUGUAGGAAUAUAUUGUUAUACAGUUUUAUUCAAUGAGGGUUUCAGAGUGGACGAUGCAAUUGUUAGCGACUUUAUGUUGUCAAUAUAUACUGUGCACAGACGGAAAAGAUACGGCCAUCAAGACGUGGACAGACACUGGACUGAAGUUACAGCUCCCUAUGCCGAAGUUGAUAACACAACAUGGCUACCCGGCGGAGACCCACACAGUGACAACUGAAGACGGCUACAUCCUCACGAUGCAUCGCAUUCCCUACAGCCCAAAAUCAAACAGCACGGACACCAAGAGACCUGUCGUGUUCCUGCAACAUGGUCUUAUAAGCAGCUCCGUGGAUUGGGUCAUCAUGGGACCGGACAAAUCAUUGGCCUAUUUAAUGGCUGAUGCUGGUUAUGACGUAUGGAUGGGGAACGCACGAGGAAAUGUCCACUCCACAAAACACGAGAGCCUGUCGCCUUCAUCUUCAAAAUUCUGGAGUUUCAGCUGGCAUGAAAUGGGCGUGUACGACUUACCAGCUGAAAUCGACUACAUCCUGACAAACACAGGGCAGAAGGACCUUUCCUACGUGGGUCAUUCAAUGGGCACUACCAUGUUUUUUGUGCUCAUGUCUUUGAAGCCAGAGUAUAAUGCCAAAAUCCGCCACAUGGUGGCUCUGGCACCUGUCGCCUUUCUGAGGAACACGAAAUCUCUCUUUGCUGCAGCCACCAAGUUUGUUCCAAAAGGAUUACUGACUGAAUUCUUGUAUAAUAGACAAUUCUUCCCAAAUACGAAGUUUAUAAACGGGCCACUACGAACACUUUGCAAAACUGGUGCAAUCACACAGGGACUGUGUACCAACAUCUUAUUCCAGAUUGGUGGAUUCAACUCUAACCAAAUCAACCAAAAUAUGCUUCCGAUAAUUUUUACUUAUUUUCCUGCCGGGUCCUCUUUUAAAGCCUGGACACACUACGGUCAGCUUAUGAGAUCAGGUAUGUUCAGGCAGUAUGACUACGGAUUUAUACGGAAUUUGAUCAAAUAUGGAAAUACCAACCCUCCAGAAUACAAUUUUGCUGUGAUUACUUCACCAGUGAGCCUGAUAGUUGGUCAAAAUGAUUGGCUAGCGACGCCAGAGGUAAGUGAAUCCAUUAGUGUAUUUUCUCGAUUCGGCGUUCUUUGUAGAAUCGUCUUGAGACAAAGAAAUUAGGAUAAUUUAAGUUUU